Messenger RNA from Dioszegia hungarica, 1776 nucleotides. RefSeq lists its product as uncharacterized. Gene Ontology annotation, molecular function: glycerone-phosphate O-acyltransferase activity; glycerol-3-phosphate O-acyltransferase activity. The transcript has 9 exons. The record is from RefSeq and is a predicted model, not a curated record. The coding region runs from base 1 to 1776 and encodes 591 amino acids. Gene Ontology annotation, cellular component: endoplasmic reticulum membrane. Gene Ontology annotation, biological process: phospholipid biosynthetic process. NCBI's taxonomy places the organism in Eukaryota, Fungi, Basidiomycota, Tremellomycetes, Tremellales, Bulleribasidiaceae.
AUGCCGUUCGGGUUUACCCACGAGCCCAUCCGCCAGCUCGCCAACUCGGCCAUCACGACCUUCUUCAGCAGUAUAGAGGUCUUUGGCGCUGAGAAUGUACCGGAUGAGGGACCAAUCAUCUUCGCGUGUACCCACACGAAUAUGGCUGUUGAUCCUUGCGUCUUGAGCAAUGUCGUACCGAAACAGCAUCGUCUCCAUUAUUGGGUGAAAGACUCGCUAUUCAAAAACCCGGCAGUCGGCGCUCUGCUCAGGAAUGCUGGCAAUAUCGCGGUCGACAGAAAGAAUAAGAACAAUCAGACCCUGUUCCGCGGUACUUUCGAGGCUCUCGCUCUCGGUGAAUGUGUCGGUGUCUUUCCCGAGGGUACAUCACAUACCGAGCCGCACAUGAUCCCGCUCAAGGAUGGCGUCAGCUGGGCAGCGAUGGAGUAUGUGCGGUAUCUGGAGGGGACGGCGGAAAAUGCGGGACGCAAGAAGGGGCGCAAGGCGGUCGUCGUGCCCAUCAGCAUCGCUUAUGCCGACAAGGCAAAGUACAGGAGCAGAGUCGCGGUGCACACUGGCCAACCUAUAUCGACCGAGGAGUUCGAGAAGCAGUUCUUAUCGGAGAACGAGGGAGACAAGAAGCUGGCGGUCAAGCGGUUGACGAGGAGGAUCGAGUUGGAGAUGUGGCAGACUACUGUGAACGCACCAGACUGGGAUAGCGCUCUGGCUGCGCAGAUGGCAAGAGAGCUGCUGUGGGAGAAGGAGACCGAUUUGGCAUUAUCAGACUUUGUGGACGUGUCCCAAACCCUGGUCGACCUCUUCGCCACGUCCACGAAUGAGCGGAUCUCCGAGCUCAAGACGCUUCUCGUCACCUACAGCCGUCUCCUGACCACCUCCCGCCUCUCCAACGCCGCCCUGACCGACCUUCCCCUCCCCCAGAACCUCGACCCCAAAUCACCCAUCUCCCUCCCGAAUCGCUUCUUCGCCCUCUACCUCCUCAUCAAGGACUCGCUUGUCGCCCUUCUGCGGUUACCGUUCUUCCUCGUACCCCUCCUCACCCAUCUACCGGUCUACAUCGUCGCCGUCCUAGGCAGCCGGCUAGCUGAGGAUGAAGUCGAGACUCAGGCGCAGAUGAAGGUGGCGUUCGGGAUGAUCUUGACACUCCUCACCUACCCGGUGCUGUUCUUCUCCUUCUGGGCGAUGUUCAGGCAGAUCCCGCUUGGGUCGGCCAUCGCGGCGGGUGUGGUCUGGCUGUUGGGCCGCUACCACUCUGCCUUGAUCGACGACAACUAUGACGGAAUGAAGCGCCUCGUAGCAGCCUGGCGACUCCUCAUCGGACUCUGGCUUCCCGCCCGCUUCGAAUACAACCUCAACGCCUUCCUCCCCAAAGCCGCCUCCUUCGCGCCCAACCCACCGAAAGUCGCUGGCCUGCCCCCACAGACCUUACCGGAGAAGUACACCCGCCCGCCGCGACUUCCAUCGCGCGUACUGGUCCGCCACGUUCUCCGCGUCCGGAUCGAGGCGGCUCGUCUGCUCGCUUCAGUGCUGCUCGAGCUGGAGAAGGGGGAUACUCAGGUCUCAGCCUCCUUCUGGCUCGCUUCGACAUAUGGGGGUGAGGUGGAUCGGAGAGAAGAGGCAUUGGAGGUUUCAGAGUUGCCGGGUAAUUUCCCGAGAGGUGGGAGAGAGGGUGGGGAGGUUGUACGGUAUCUGAGGGAGAAGGGGGCGAGGUUGGGCGGGCCAAAGAAGAGCAAGGGGGAUUGGGCGGCGAGUAGUGGUGGCGAGAGUGAGAGAGAAUAG